AAAAUACAUAAUAUACACAAUAAAUAAAAAUGCUUGGUUACAGUAAUAUUUAAUAAACAAAAAUAUUUCAUAUUUGAACAAGUAUUUAAUGUUACACAUUUUUCAAAAAUGACCAACCAAGGGAAUCAUUUAGUUAACAACAAACGUGAAGAUUUCAGAAAAUAUUUAAAUGACUUUGGAGUUGUUGAUGCUUUGACCAAUGUAUUAGCAGACCUUUAUAGUUUGGAAAUAAGACCAACAGAUCCAUUGGAUUAUAUUCGUACUCACAUGACUGAAAUUGUUAAGGAAAGAGAAGAACUAAAAAUAUUGAAGGCUAACUAUGAAAGUAUGGUCAGUCAAAUUCAAGAAAUGGAAGAAGAAAAUAUGAAACUAGCAAAGACAAUUAAAGAGUUAGAAAACUACGGGGAAGAACUGAGCAAAUCCAAGUUAGAAGAAACUGAUGAGAUUAACAUUGGAACAGAAUAAUGAAAUAACUAACAUGCAUUUUUUGGCGGAUUAACUGUAAUAAUACAAUAGAAUAAAAUAAAAUAUAAAACUAAAGUACUUCAAUAAUUUAA
Molecule: messenger RNA, 557 nt
Organism: Rhopalosiphum maidis (corn leaf aphid)
Lineage: Eukaryota; Metazoa; Arthropoda; Insecta; Hemiptera; Aphididae
Product: c-Myc-binding protein-like
Exons: 1
Coding region: 109-465 (118 amino acids)
Biological process (GO): regulation of DNA-templated transcription
Cellular component (GO): nucleus
Molecular function (GO): transcription coactivator activity
Source: RefSeq, a predicted model, not a curated record